Messenger RNA from Cannabis sativa, 2055 nucleotides. Its product is annotated as pentatricopeptide repeat-containing protein At1g80270, mitochondrial. NCBI's taxonomy places the organism in Eukaryota, Viridiplantae, Streptophyta, Magnoliopsida, Rosales, Cannabaceae. The coding region runs from base 100 to 1914 and encodes 604 amino acids. Gene Ontology annotation, cellular component: mitochondrion. Gene Ontology annotation, molecular function: protein binding. The record is from RefSeq and is a predicted model, not a curated record. The transcript is spliced from 3 exons.
AUAUAAAGUAAUUUUUGACUGGGUUUAGGGUUUAAGAAAGGGAAGGUUGGUUCAUUUCUGAAACCUCAAUACUCAUCUCUGCAUUUGGGCAUCAUCACCAUGUGGGCUCUUCGUCGUGCUUCUCUUCCUCUCAGGAAUCGAGUAUUUGGUAUUAGAGCUUCCAGUGCUACUCUUUCUGAUUUGAAGCUACAACACAAUGCUGGAGUCUCAGAUUCUCCUGAAGUGACAUGUGGUAAAUGUCGUUCUUUCAAGAGAUGUUACCAUGAAAAAUUUGAUUCUGCGAACCUAUAUGUUGUUAGACGGAGUCUUUCUUCACAAGCUGGUACAAAAAGCAGUGGAGAGGAAGAUGACUUGGAGGAUGGAUUUUCUGAACUUGAAACAACAGAUGGAGCUAAGGCAGUUGUUGGGGACAAUGGUGAAGAUGAGCUUAUUUCCGAACCAGAUCUCUCUGAUAAUGAGGAUCAUGCUGAGCCCUUAUUUCCGAAAGCUCCUCUUAGGAAGAGGGUUACUUCAGCAUUGUUUAAAGCAAUUGUAGCUGCUCCUGGUCUCUCUGUUACUGCUGCUCUUGAUAAGUGGGUUGAAGAAGGAAAUCAGAUAGACCGUGGUGAAAUCUCAUUAACCAUGCUCAGUCUUCGGAAGUUACAGAUGUAUGGAAGGGCCUUGCAGUUCUCGGAGUGGUUGGAGGCAAGCAAAAGAGUUGAACUUAUCGAAAGAGAUUAUUCUUCUCACCUUGAUUUGAUUGCUAAAGUACAUGGUCCCGAGAGGGCUGCUAAGUACAUUGAGACAAUUCCAAUUUCUUUUAGAGGAGAGUUAGUUUACCGAACCCUCUUGGCUAACUAUGUCCAAGCUGGCAAUGUGAAAAGGGCAGAGGAAGUUUUCAACAAAAUGAAAGAUCUGGAAUUUCCGAUCACCACAUUUUCUUGCAACCAGUUGCUGCUCCUGUACAAAAGGACUGACAAGAAGAAAUUAGCAGAUGUUUUAUUACUAAUGGAGAAAGAAAACGUGAAGCCCUCGCUCUUUACGUUUAGACUCUUGAUAGAUACUAAAGGACAAAUGAAUGACAUAUCAGGGAUGGAAGAACUUUUGGAGAAACUCAAGGAACAAGGUUUUGAGCCAGACAUUGGUAUAAAAUCCAUUGCAGCAGGCCACUAUGCUGCCGCCGGGCUUAAAGAAAAAGCUGAAGCUGUUUUAAAAGAUAUGGAGCGAGGAAACUUAAGUGAGAAUCGUAGGGUUUGCGGAGACUUACUUCGAAUUUAUGCAUUGCUUGGACAAGCUGAUCAAGUGGAGAGGAUUUGGAAGUUCUGCGAGUCAAAUCCUUGGACUGCAGAGUGCCUUGCAGCAAUUGAAGCUUGGGGAAAAUUGAAGAAAAUCAAAGAGGCCGAAGCUGUUUUCGAAAAGAUGCUAAAAAAUGUGAAGAAGCCUUCUUCAAAACAUUACACUGUGCUUUUGAAAGUAUAUGCAGAUCACAAGAUGCUAACAAAGGGUAAGGAUCUUAUUAAGCGAAUGGCAGAUGAUGGUUGCAAUAUCGGCCCACAGACAUGGGAUGCACUUGUGAAACUCUAUUUAGAUGCAGGGGAGAUAGACAAGGCAGACUCUAUCUUGCACAAGGCUUCUCAAAACAACCAAGUGAAGCCUUUUUUCAGGACUUACAUGGCUGUCAUGGAUCAGUAUUCAAAGAAAGGCGAUGUUCAUAACUCAGAAAAGAUCUUCCAUAGAAUGAGACAGGCGGGUUAUAUGGGUAGACUUCGUCAGUUCCAAGCGCUUGUUCGGGCGUACAUAAAUGCUAAGGCACCGGCAUAUGGGAUUAGGGAAAGAAUGAAAGCAGAUAAUAUCUUCCCAAAUCGAGAUCUGACAGGACAAUUAGUACAGGUUGAUGCAUUUAGGAAGACAGCAGCCUCUGAUUUGCUUGAAUGAGAGGCAUUUUGAGUUGUUAAUCUUGGCAUGGAAUGGACUAUAUAUAAUGUUAUGUAGAACUAUUAAUUUUUUAGGUUUUGACAAACGAGGUAUAAUAACGUUUGCUUUUCUAUACUUCAAUUUUAUUAUUGUUCAGAAAAA